Messenger RNA from Pieris macdunnoughi, 3120 nucleotides. Lineage: Eukaryota; Metazoa; Arthropoda; Insecta; Lepidoptera; Pieridae. The record is from the annotation of a GenBank genome assembly.
AUGAGCGUAGCUAAACGACGAAACAAGGACGCGAAACCAUCAAAAAAAAACCAUCCGAUAAAGGAAGAUUCUGUUGAAUUCAUUUUAGACUCCGAUGAAGCUCAAAACAACAACACAAAACCUGAACCUUCACUAACCUUGCAAUAUCGACGGCAACAUCUUACGCAGAUAACUUCCCAUGAUAAUUCACCAGGUAUAAGUGACUUACAGCAGCAAAGCCUUCUGCAAUCUCAGUCACAACAAUCACAACGGCUACAACAGCAACCUCAAUCACGAGAGGAAAAUCCACAAAACUCAUUUAAAGAUCAAUCAUUAAACAAACAACAACUUUUUGAUCUAGAACAGUCAAAACCACAAGAACCACCUCAACAAAACCAGACAGAAACACAAUUGCAUCAGCCACAGCAUUUAAAAAAGCAAGAACUAGCUCGUCAAAAGCUCAAACAGCCCUUACAACGGCAACAACAAAAUCCUGAACUGUUUAGAAGAACAUCCGACUGGGACGAAAUAAGAACACCAGAGGGACGUAUUAUUCCAACAUUCCAGGGUGAACGAAGACCACUACAGCCUAAAGCAAAAGAGCUGCGACUGCUACCACAUCCAGACUUCUAUAUAUCUCCCUCACUACCAGAAUAUCAUACAUUGUCAGAAAGGCAGCUCGCAACAAGUAACUUAGUUUUAUUUGAAACAAUAUCCAAAAGACAACCCUCUGCUCCUCAGCUUGAGCAAAGAACUGCAAGGCGACACUCUAUAAUUGAAACUCCAAGAGGUCCCCAAAGGGCUUCACAAAUACAAUACCAAAACAUGGAGAGACGAAUGUCACAAAUCUCUCAAAAAUAUCAACCACAAAGAGACCAUAACCUUUCUCUUCCAAAUACUCCACAAAGAGGUGUCACUGUAAGAGAAAAUAAAACUACACAAAAUACGCCUCUUAGAAUUCCUCAAAAUGAUCAACGUCGUCCUUCUCAAGAAUAUCGCUUAAACCAAGGACAAAAUCUUGAACCACCUCAGAGAGAGAUAUGGCAACAACCCAGUACAUCUCAGUUUUCUGGACCUUUGCAAGUUCAACCACGUAAUUUUGCAUCUUCAUCACAGUGUAUUCCUGGGCUUUCCCAAAAUCAAUCACAAAAUUAUUCAAGUCCAAUACACGGCGUAGUUUCUCAAGCUCCAAUUCAAAACUAUUUGGCUGCUUCACAAUGUGUUGUGGGGGCCUCACAAUAUUACGGUAAUUCUUCACAUUCUGUAACCGGUCCAUCUCAUGGCAUAUCGCACUAUCAUCAUGCGAGUUCGACACAAGCUAUCUCUGGGCCAACUCCAGGUCCAUCACAAUACCAUGGAAGUUCAACACAAUCCAUUUCUGGGCCAACUCCAGGCCCAUCACAAUAUUAUAAAAGUUCAACGCAAUCUAUUUCUGGGCCAACUCCGGGCCCAUCACAAUAUUAUAAAAGUUCAACACAAUCUAUUUCUGGGCCAACUCCAGGCCCAUCACAAUAUCAUAAAAGUUCAACACAAUCUAUUUCUGGGCCAACUCCAGGAGUAUCUCAAUACCAUGCUAAUUCAGCUCAAAGUGUUGUAGGCGAAGCAAAGUAUCGCGGAACUUUGAUCCAGAGCGGAUCAGGAUAUGAUCAAAGCCCUCUUCAAUAUAACCGAAAUCCACAGAGUGUUCCGGCUCCAACUCAUGGGCAGAAAUAUCGCGCAAGCACAUCACAAAGUGUCGCCGGCCUUAACCGUGGACAAUCAAACUACCAAGGACAUUCAUCCCUAACUAUAUCAGUUCCUACUCAAGGUCAUGUACAAUGCCCUAGUAAUACUGGCCAAGCAAUUACCCAUACUGUAUCAGGAACUACUCAAAGUCAGUCACACUACCACGCAAGUGCAAAGAAAUGUGCUUCGGAUUCCUCUCAAAGCUCAAAUGUCUUAUCUCAAGACUCAAGUCAAUGUAAAGCAAGUUCAACGAAAGGCAAUUUAAACUCAUCUGACGUCUCAGUAAAACAUAUUGUUGGCCCUUCACAUGGGGUUACAGAAACAUCACAGAACCAAGUACAAAAUGUUACCCCGGAUCGUAAUACACCUGGGCCUUCACAAAAUAAUGAUAAUUCAUCACAACGUGAUACUAAUUCUACACAAAGUAUCACUCAAAAUAAUUCAAGUUCUUCAAAGGGUGCCAUACCCAAAAACUAUCGGGGACAAAAGAAUGACGUCUCCAAUAAAGGUAUAACUCAAUCCACGGCUUCACUAUCUAUCAAUGUUGCUGGUUCAUCAGAAAAAACAAAAGAGACUUCUCGAAACGCUGCUAGUUCAUCAGAAAAAACAAAAGAGACUUCUCAAAACGCUGCUAGUUCAUCAGAAAAAACAAAAGAGACUUCUCAAAACGCUGCUAGUUCAUCAGAAAAAACAAAAGAGACUUCUCAAAACGCUGCUAGUUCAUCAGAAAAAACAAAAGAGACUUCUCAAAACGCUGCUAGUUCAUCAGAAAAAACAAACGAGACUUCUCAAAACGCUGCUGGUCCAUCAAAUAAAGUUGUAGAAGCACUAAAGCCUAAGCCAAGCCCACCAACAAAAGUGACAGGGCCUUCAAAGAGUGCAUCCACCUCUGCAAAAGCUAAAGGGGCCCAAAACGCAACUACGACAGGUCCACAACCACUUAUGUCAUCAUACUCACAACUUGUGUCCACGUUGUCAAAAAAUAAAGAGCUUCCAAUGUUUCAACCAUUUCCACCAUUAGAAGUCAAUGACACCCCGGUUGAAACCCCAAAAGAAAUGCCGAAAUCGUCGGGACCAUUUGCUGUUCUAGCAAAUACUAUUCCCCAUGCCGCUACAAUUUUUGCUAAGAUGAAAAAUACUAUACUUGGUAGCAGCAAUGAAAACAUGAACUCCCAACCACUGGAAUACAACCCGAUAAUGCAGAAAUUCGAAGUGCAAGAGGAAGUGUGCAACGCUGGCCCGGGACAGGUUUGGCGCGUACAUGACGCAAUCCGCAAAGUAGAUGCUCUGAUUAGAAAAUUACCUUCAAGAAUUGAUUACUUAGACUUAGCUUUAGAUCGAGAAAAACAUAACGAACAUUACUCGAAACGACACGUAAGACACAACAGGCUGAUCGUUAACUUUUCUAUUAAAUAA